This is a messenger RNA of Drosophila pseudoobscura, 1305 nucleotides long. RefSeq lists its product as uncharacterized. The record is from RefSeq and is a predicted model, not a curated record. The coding region runs from base 46 to 900 and encodes 284 amino acids. The transcript has a single exon. NCBI's taxonomy places the organism in Eukaryota, Metazoa, Arthropoda, Insecta, Diptera, Drosophilidae.
AUGCUCAGGUAGAAAGCGGAUGGGAUCGAUUCCUCAGUCUCAAAAAUGUCUUGCUUGUGUUCAGAACUCGUCAUCGCCCUUAUGGCCCUGCUGGCCUUGUGUCUCGGUCUGUCCUCAUCCUCCGAUCCUGUGCAGCAACUUGAAUUAAAAUCGCUUCGCAGUCACCGGGAAAGGCUUUUGGGGGAGAUCGAGCGCAUCUACAUAGAGCAGCCGCUAGGCACGGAAACGCAGCUGCUGCUCGACGAUCUUUUCUUACGGGAUCAGCAACUGCGGGUGCAAAUCGACCACCUGGAGGCUACCCGUGGAGUUGAAGAGGCAAGCUCCAACUAUAGCCCAUCGCAGGAGAGCACCAGCACCCAGCGGCUGGCCAUCAAUCUGACCGCCGACUUUGAGCAUCUGCAGCACAAGCUGGACGACCUUAAGCAUCAUCUGGAGCGUCUGGACGGACGCUUUGGCACGCAGCUAGGCAAGCAGCUGGACAGUCACACGACCAGCAGUAUUCCACCAGCCACUCCGGCUUCCUCCGGCCUCGGUUCGUUCUUUUGGACACCGCUGCUUACAAUGCCGGAGUUUCCACAGGGCAGCAUCACCACUGACAACGGGCACGACCACAAGGGGCAGCCGGGGCAGCACCAGAAUCAGCAGCAGCAGGGAAGUCCCUCCAUAAUCAAACGCGUCCUGGACAUGCUUCGACCUUCAACCGCUGGCCUCCGCAACCGUUGGUCGGAGUGGGAAAAAUCCACCUCGGGAUCUGGAUCUGGAACGGGGUCAUCCGCCAAGCUUCAGGCGCUGACUGCCGAGGAGCUCUUGCCGCAGCUGCAAGAGCAGCGGAAAUUUCUCGACGAUGCCAUCAGGCGACUGGAACUCUUGUCCACGACGAAGAGCCCAAAGAAGCAUUAGGAUCAAUACGUAUAGAUAAUCGUGUGGAUUUUUUAUUGGGGGGUGCAGGUGCCUAAUUGCCAGAAUUUUCCUGACCACAACAGAGUGGAGCUUGGCAACGGACAUGACCCCCAUGAUUCGCAACACCACUGACUCAUCUAAACUACUCCACUGUCAUCGCCACGCCAAACUUUUCUACGUCAUCAACAACAACAAAAAGAGAGGGAGAAACUAACAAAAACACCUAUAAGUUUGUGUGUUCAACAUCAAUUGUUGCACUCAAAUAUGGUUGUACUCUUCUCGUAUUUCUCUUAUCGUCUUAUCGGGAGUGACCUGCUAAUGUACAUAUUACGAGUACGACUACGAGUAAAAACAAGAAAAAACAUUGCCCAAGCAAUAAAGUCGCUCGCAAUUUGAUUACUCGUC